AUCAUGUAGCUGCAGCACAGCCUUCCCUAACGUUGCAACUGGGGGAAAAAUCACUUUCCAGUCUGUUUUGCAAGGUGUGCAUUUCCAUCUUGAUUCCCUGAAAGUCCAUCUGCUGCAUCGGUCAAGCGAAACUCCACUUGCAUGAAGAUUGCACGCCUGCAGCUUGCAUCUUUGUUGCAAAACUAGCUACAGAAGAGAAGCAAGGCAAAGUCUUUUGUGCUCCCCUCCCCCAUCAAAGGAAAGGGGAAAAUGUCUCAGUCGAAAGGCAAGAAGCGAAACCCUGGCCUUAAAAUUCCAAAAGAAGCAUUUGAACAACCUCAGACCAGUUCCACGCCACCUCGAGAUUUAGACUCCAAAGCUUGCAUUUCUAUUGGAAGUCAGAACUUUGAGGUGAAGGCGGAUGACCUGGAGCCUAUAAUGGAACUGGGACGAGGUGCGUACGGGGUGGUGGAGAAGAUGCGACACGUGCCCAGCGGGCAGAUCAUGGCGGUGAAGCGGAUCCGGGCCACAGUGAAUACCCAGGAGCAGAAAAGGCUAUUGAUGGAUUUGGAUAUUUCCAUGAGGACAGUGGACUGUCCUUUUACGGUCACCUUUUAUGGCGCACUCUUCCGGGAGGGUGAUGUUUGGAUCUGCAUGGAGCUCAUGGAUACAUCGCUAGAUAAAUUCUACAAACAAGUGAUUGAUAAAGGCCAAACAAUUCCAGAGGACAUCUUAGGGAAAAUAGCAGUUUCUAUUGUAAAAGCAUUAGAACAUUUACACAGUAAACUCUCUGUCAUUCAUCGAGAUGUCAAGCCUUCCAACGUGCUGAUCAAUGCUCUGGGCCAAGUGAAGAUGUGCGAUUUUGGAAUCAGCGGCUACCUUGUAGACUCUGUUGCUAAAACUAUUGACGCAGGAUGCAAACCAUACAUGGCUCCUGAAAGAAUAAACCCAGAGCUCAACCAGAAGGGAUACAGUGUGAAGUCUGACAUUUGGAGUCUGGGCAUCACAAUGAUUGAGUUGGCCAUCCUUCGGUUUCCCUAUGAUUCAUGGGGAACCCCUUUUCAGCAGCUCAAACAGGUGGUAGAGGAGCCAUCACCGCAACUCCCGGCAGACAAGUUCUCUGAAGAGUUUGUUGACUUUACCUCACAGUGCUUGAAGAAGAAUUCCAAAGAACGGCCAACAUAUCCAGAGCUUAUGCAACAUCCAUUUUUCACCCUACACGAAUCCAAAGCAACAGACGUGGCAUCUUUUGUAAAACUGAUUCUUGGAGACUAAAAACAAUGGACUCAAUCGGUUGACCCUCCUGUGGAUUGGGAAACAAAACCUGAAUUCCAGAGCCUUCAAAGUGAAAUUAUCCUUCUGAGGGAAGCACAUUGCCACCAAAUACAUCACUUACCACCUGUUCCUGGUGUCUGCAAAGAAGAUGUCAUUUUUCUGAGGUUUAGUGAGUCACUGUUGACAGCUAUGCAAAUAUAAUUCUACCAUCGCAGGUUUCCUAACGGAGUUGUUUGGAAUCAAGACUUAAGUUGAGGUUAAUCUUUUCAGUUCCCGAGCCAAACUCCUUUGUCAAGCAAAAUUUCUCUAAAAGCCUCUUUCCUAUCUGAGGUGAAAGGACUGGGCCUACGUAGAAACACAAAGCAAAGUCAAGGACUUUGUUGUAGGGAUUUUUUUAAAAAAAGAAACCAAUAUCACCUCGUAACACAAACAUGUGUUAAUGGAAUUUAAAAAUAUCCAGCCUAGUUCCCUGGGACUGUCAGUAUCUUGACAUCAUUUGUGUUGUCAUUUGAACUAGGAUGUUGAGCCCUUUAUUCUUGGGAGUUUACAAUUAGGUUUUGGGGGAUUUGCAUUGUAUUUUUUUCUUAUAGUUGUCCAUGUGGACAGAUGUCUUUGUGGGCAGUUAAUCUUGACAUGCAUGGGUUUUCCCCGUUACGUUUGCAUUUCUGGGAUUCAGGGUCUCUUUUCGAGGAAUGAGGCUAAUGCUUCUGUGACUUGGAAAUUGAGUUCAGGGAAAACACGGGAAAGUUUAGGCGCUUACUGGUGUUUUAAUGUAGGAAACAGAACUUCCUAAGUGAUCCCUAGAGUCUGUGGCUUCGACCAGGCCAUCACAGUCUUUUCUGUUUUUCUUGAUUGCAUUUCCGUGUUAUUUUUCUGCUGGUCACAGCAGAUGACCUGGGCUGACUUAACAUUUCUGUGGAAAGAAACUAAUCCAACCAUUUCUCAUAUAUCAAAACUCAGAAUCAACAAUUUUGCAUCGGUCUGCUUAAAUGGACUCUAUUGUUCCCAAAUAUUGAAAAUGUAAGGGAUAUCUAAGAGAACUUUUAGCAAAACCCUCAUUCAAAAUAUAAGACCUUAUAAUAAGAACUUCCAUUUGGCCUUUAAAGAAGAGCAGCUGGGUUGGGUAUCUAUUCCCCUUAAGUAAUAUUCUGUUGUGGCCAGAAAUGAGCAGUUAGCAUUAUUUGGUCACUACCACCGUUUGUAUUGGAGUCUGCAAGCUAUUUCAACAAAGCAAGUCAGACCACCGCCUUAGGGGAUUGUCACUGGACUUUUUGAAGUUUAAGGCUGAACGAUGAUGUGAAAUCCUGUUUAGGGGCUGGGAGAAAAGAUAAAUGCAAGGAGCAGUGCUGAACUAGGCACUCUAUGGAGGAACAAGCUGAUAAAAGAAGCUGGCAGACAGAUAUAGUCCUUAACUUGUUUUCAGUAUUGCUAUAGAGAUGAUCUUCUGUGGGAAAACCCAUCAGAAAGCCAAACCUUUAUUAUUUUUUUCCCUUAAAAAUACUGAACCAUAAGAGGAUUCAGAGAGUGGCAUUGAUUUGGAUAUCAGAAAAUUUUCUCACCUUCUUCUAGUGUGAUUGAUUCUUCAGAGUCGCCAUUUUAAACUGAUAGCACCCAGAAAAAAGAUAGAUGAUUAGAUAUACAAUCCAUCCAUCAGCUACCUUCUGGGUGAAGAAAAAUGGGUACAGAGUUGAGCCCCUUAAUCUUUAGUUAUGGUGGCAGAUGUUUUUAAGAAAGAUGGACACCAAAGCUUAUCUGAUGAGCAUACUUUUCCACAAUGCAGAGAACUGUGAAUGUUUGUAGAAAUACACUACGAGUCUUCACCAGAAGAGCUAGAAUUUCUGAUUUUAAAACAACACUCAAAGCUAGUUUGCAUUUUCAGAAGCAGUGAGUUGUGAGGAAGAAUUAGUUGUUUUCUUUUCUUUUCUUCCGAUCUCAAGUUGUCUGUCCUCGCGUAUGUUCAAUACUUGGGGAGGUAAGAGUCAAGGAUACAGAAGUGGUUUCCAGACUAUAUUCAGUGGUGUCCCUGGGGGUCUCUUAUGAAGGGAAAGGGAAGAGAGUGUGAUGAAGGUCAACCUUGUCCAUCUGAAACCCUCUCAACCUCCAAUCAGAAUAUUUGGCUACCAAUAUUGUUCUCUUUAACUGGAAAUCUCUGUGGCUGUUAAAGGCUUGGGAACUUUGGAUGAAAUGACAACUUCAGGACCCUAAGCAGGCCAAGAAUCUGGGAAAUUUUGUAGCCAGCAAUGUCUGUGAGUCCCUGGCAUUUGCUGUAUUGACAGGAAAAUAGGGCUUAGAGGCAGAAGGGCAAGAAGAGAGGGCCAUUUAUUUUAAUUUUUAAGCAUGAAUCAUUUGAAAGAAAAUGCAAAAUUUGUUACGUGAUGGCCAUGAAUAUAGAUCCUUAAAUUGGUUAUUUUUCUAAAGUGAUUGAGAAUAAUCUGAUUUCAGUGACGAGGAGUGGCAUGACUGGGCUUUUGAUGGGCAGUGGAAUUUCUAAAUUUCUACAUUUGCAGAGGCAGGAGUUAUAAUUUUUGUUCAUUGACAUGUAGGAAAAAGUAAAGCUCUUUGGACAAUUUUGGCACAGAGAAGGGUAGAUCUGAGACUCAAGCUAACAGAGUUACCACUGCUGGGUUUUACAAAGAUUAUAGGUGGAGAAAGGUGACGGGAAGCUGGUUCAGCUGAACCAGCUAGCUGGAAGAUGAACCAGUUAGUUGGAAGCUGAAAACUAUGAUGGUGUAUCUGUCAUGAACUGAACACAAGGGAAUGCUUAGACAUCAGCUGAAUGAUAUCAGGUGCCUUCUACACACACAUAACGAGUCUGUGGUGAAUUCUGAUAGUGGUUUGUUUGCCACUAAACCAAAUUCAACAGCUGGGGUUUCACAGCAGCCAUUUUAAAACACUUUAUGUGUCAAAAAGUUACGUUUGUCAACAAUUUGUGGAGUUCUCGGCCAAUCUCUGUGUAAAAGCCACCCGAGGAGGUGCGAUUAAGAAAAUUCAGACAAUUUAUCUGCCAUAUUACCCCUGUGUUUGAUUUAUUCUUUAGUCACAAAUUUAUUUUCUGAGUGGAGUGAUUUUCUGUAUGAACUGAGAUGAUGAAAUGAUGUUUUAAUAAAAUAACAGGUAUUUUUAGAGGAAAAGUGUUUUCUUUAUGUAAUUAACUUCCAAAGUUGGGCAUAUUUCCUACUGUACAGAAUCAUUGCAUUGGGUCAUUUUAAACUGAAAGAAAGGGAUGUAGUUCAAAUUCUUUAUUUAAAUACAUGAACAUUUUUCUAUAUAUUUUGUGAAAAUCUUGAUGAGAUGCUAGAUACAACUUCUCUAUGAAAUUGAACUUUACAAGAAUUUUAGUAAAAUAGGUGAGUUUCCCCAGCUUCCUUUGUGCUUGAGUUUCAUUGAUGAAAAUGCUGAUUCCAUUUAUUAAUCUGGUCUUUGUAAGGAAAAAAAAACUACUUUUUUUCUUACGUUGUGUGAAUUUUAUGAUAGCCCUUUUUUUAUUUGUACAGUUAUCCCUCAGUAUCCACAGGGGAUUGGUUCCAGGACCCCCGUGGAUGCUCAAGUCCCUUAGUCGGCCCUUCCUAUGGUGGGUUCCGCAUCUGUGGAUAUGGAGGGCUGACUGAUUGAUUGUUUUCCUAGACUGCACCCCAAAUUUGUUUUUAAGCCAUGUUUGUUGUAAAGACAGCUGUUGGGGCAAGUGGAACCAUACCUCGUCUUUACAAUCCCUUGAUGCUAGAAUGAAGUAAUUCCACAUGCUAUUUAGGAGCCCCUGCUAUCUUUUCCUGGUACCUGAAAUAUUCUGAAAGGAGAUCGGAGAGGUUGUGCACCCCUGUCUUUCCAAACGCAUCUUCCACACUGUCUCUGGAGAGUUUGUAAUAGAAGAAUGACUACCAUUUUGUGGAUUGCCUCAUCAACUGACUCCCUCAUCUCUGUAUAGCGUGCUGCUAGCUUUCCCUGGUGGAAAUCAUCUCUUCUUCAUCCAUUGGGAUGCUUUUUCUUUAUGAAUGAGGCAGCCUGAACUGUAGAGUAUGGAAUUCAUUAGAAGUUCAUAAAGUAAAGACCUCUGAAGGAUGUGGGUGGAAUGUUUCCAUGCCUUUGAGGUGAAGGUUAAAUUUAUGUUGUGGCCCUGGGAACUUUUUGCUUUUGAGUUGCAGAAGGAAAGAACGAGUUGGGGGUAUAUACUUUGUAUUUUCUAUAUGGAAAUGUCUGGGACAGCUUUCUUAAGGCUAAAACAUUCUUCAUCAUUGUAUGGGGAAAGGAAAGUUAUGAAUAUCAAUUGAUAACUUCAGUCAAGGUCCAGGAUUGUAUUUAAAAAUAUCUGUUUUGUAGGGAGGUGUGCCUUUUGUUGUCUUUGCUGUAUUGGCUUUGGUGGCCCUCAGUGCAUUUUCAUUUUAGCCUAGCUUUCCUGUUAUCUAGGUUGUGUGCAUUGUUUUUCUUUUGAACUACUGCUUAUUGUAAUUGGUGAUGUUAUCCUAAAAUUCUGAAACCAAGGAAAUAGCUAAUGUGCAGGACUUGAGGUAGAUGCAAGUAUUGGUGCUGAUGUAGGUUAAGUUUUAAUAGAGUGACCAGAAAUAUACUGAAUUGAGGGAUAAUGUGGCUUUAAAAAAGUCAUUUUUGUUUUUAACAUUUGGAGAAGCCACCUGUCCUAGGUCCUUAUCCUUGAGAAAUUCAUCCUAUCAUGCAAAUACCAUUGGUGGAACAUACUUAAUAGCCUGGAUGAUUAGCCUCUAUCAGUAAAUAAACAAGGAAUUAUAAUAAUUGCCAAAGGUGGGGGUAAUUUUGCCUUAUAUAGGUCAUUCUAUGGUGAAAUUUCCAAUCAGAGUCUCUCGUAAAAAGCAUAACUUGUAAUUUCUCUCCUCUUUUCUGAUCUAAGAGCAUGGUAAAGGAAGAGUAAGGUUCUGAUUGCUAUGAAAUAUUUCUUUGAAUCUGUGUUUUUGACCAAGGAAAUGGCUGACAUGUUGAACUGAGUGGUUGUUACAUGGUUCAUAUGGUGACCUCUCUGGCUCCCCUCUCACCACCUCACAAGGAAAAUGAAAUUGGGAGAUUAAAUCAAACUUGGACUCCUCUGUUGAUGAGGAGCUUACACUUUGAUUUCCUAUCUCAGGAUAUUCUUCAGUUUCAUACCGCUGCUGAGGAGGAAGGAACAAGCUGCAGACACUGUAACUGGUCUCCGGACGUUUGUGCGUGUGUAUGUAAAACUUCACACCGUGUGUGUUGUGUUCAAUGUUGUGUCAAUCUAUGAACUGACUCAAACAACAAUUUGAAGAUAGAGAAGACAGUGAUAAUGGCAAAACCACCUCUUUCUGUCCAAGUGCUUGCUAUGACUUUCAUAGCUAGGACGAGUAACAUAAGUAUUCAGGAGCAAGGUGUUCUUGAAAGAAAUGGUGUGUUGAUCUCAUAAGAAAAUGUACAACCAAUAAAAGACAUUUUAAA
Messenger RNA from Diceros bicornis minor, 6672 nucleotides. RefSeq names its product mitogen-activated protein kinase kinase 6 (gene MAP2K6). Bases 250 to 1254 code for a protein of 334 amino acids. The record is from RefSeq and is a predicted model, not a curated record. Gene Ontology annotation, molecular function: ATP binding; MAP kinase kinase activity. Lineage: Eukaryota; Metazoa; Chordata; Mammalia; Perissodactyla; Rhinocerotidae. The transcript is spliced from 13 exons. Gene Ontology annotation, biological process: protein phosphorylation; MAPK cascade.